Naegleria gruberi is the source of this 1317-nucleotide messenger RNA. RefSeq lists its product as uncharacterized. The record is from RefSeq and is a predicted model, not a curated record. The transcript has a single exon. Bases 1 to 1317 code for a protein of 438 amino acids. Lineage: Eukaryota; Heterolobosea; Eutetramitea; Acrasida; Naegleriidae.
AUGAAAUCGACAUCCUCUUCUCUAUCGGGAUCAUCAUCAGCUUCCUUGCAAUCAACAACAAGAGAAGAACAAUUGGAAGAUUUAGAAGAACAUGAAGUUGAUAAAUUGGAUUUUAUUGAUUAUAUUACACAACUCUCCAAAUUGGAAUCCACUCACAAGAUUGUCUACCUAGAUAGAGUUCCCUUCGUGGUGAGUAUGAGAGUUAUUCGGCCAUUUAGGAAUGCCAUCACAAGUGAGGAACACUGUGUGACAACAUCAAAUCAUUGUGCUCUAUUGAAUCAUCCACAAAAACAACAGGCCAAUCAUCCUCACGAUCAUCAAUUACCAAAUCAGACGACCAUUUCAUUAUUGAAUAAUUUUGCUGGAGCUCCGAGUGAACAGUACUAUGCAGGAGGUGAUAUUUCUAAUAGUUGUGUUUUGGCUACUGACGGAGGGAGAGCUAAUAAUGGAGCAGCUUCAGUUGUUGGAAGUUUUACACAAUCACUGGCCAAUGAUGUUCAACAAUUGAAGAAUCUGGAUCGACUCAAUGAUAGAAUUAAGCAACAGGCAUUGAGAUUGUUACUGACCUGUACUAAUGGAGGUGAUGAAUAUUAUGAAGCUGAUUUGGGAUUUGACGAUUUGCAGCAACAUCGUAAAAAGAUUAGUAUGAAUCACAUCUCUUGGGCCAAUUAUUUACAAUACUUGAGAAACGGAUUGUUUAUUUAUAAGAGAGGUGAGAAGAGUGUUGGAAUGGAUGAUCCUUCUGAGAGUGAUAUUGUUCUUCAAUUUGAUGAGGAAAAUAAGGAAUCAAAGGAUGUUCUCCAACUUGUAAUUUAUUCACCACUCAAAUCCAUUCCACAAUCUUCUUCUUCAGAUCAGCAACAAGACAAUUCACAACAUUCCUCUUCCAGUAAUACAGCUGGUAGUAGUGCCCUCCUCAAUAUUCGUCUCAAAUUCCUUUUCGAGUUAUAUGCCAUCAGACACAUUAGUGAUUUCACACAAAAAUUGCAACAAUUACUCUUGGAUUUGGUUUGUCAUGGAAAUGCACUGAGUGAAAUUCGUGCCCUCAAAGAUGCCAAACUCAUCUCAGAUCUGAGGAAUGAGCUCCAAGAGACACGUCAAAAAUUGAGGCAAGCUCAAGAUCGUUUAAUUCUCUAUCAACCUUCAACUACGAGUGGAGCUCACGAUUUGGGAGGACUUGGUGCAGCUGCAGAUGAUGGUAGCUCAUCCAGUGAUCAGGAACGAAAGAAUUCAGCUCCAAAACGAAAGGCACCAAAGAGUUUAUUAAAUCCGAAUCAAAAGAAAAGAGGUCAAGCAAAAGGUGCUAAAAUUCAAUAA